Uranotaenia lowii is the source of this 894-nucleotide messenger RNA. RefSeq lists its product as uncharacterized. The transcript has a single exon. The record is from RefSeq and is a predicted model, not a curated record. Gene Ontology annotation, molecular function: nucleic acid binding. NCBI's taxonomy places the organism in Eukaryota, Metazoa, Arthropoda, Insecta, Diptera, Culicidae. The coding region runs from base 1 to 894 and encodes 297 amino acids. Gene Ontology annotation, biological process: DNA integration.
AUGUUGCUGAUAGUAGUCGAUGCAUACAGCAAGUGGCUGGAGGUGAAGGUAACCAACUCUACAACAACAGCCGCAACGAUUGCCAUCAUGGACGAGAUGUUCGCUCGCUAUGGAGCGCCAGUAACUGUGGUGUCAGACAACGGACCACAGUUCACCGCAGCAGAGUUUAAGGAGUUUUUGAAGAACAGUGGGGUCAAGUUUCACAAGUUGUCCGCCCCCUACCACCCAGCAACCAACGGACAGGCGGAACGGUACGUGCAGACGACGAAAGAUGCUUUGAAGUCAAUGAAUACAAAUGCAUCAUCGUUGCAAUCGCACCUGAACAACUUCCUGCAGCAGUAUCGUCGAGCUCCGCAUGCAACCACCGGUGAAGCGCCUUGCAAGCUGUUCUUACGACGGAAUUUCCGAACCCGUUUCGAUCUACUGAAGCCCGAAGAUGUCCAACAACGAGUGUCAACGAAACAGCAAGCUGACUUUGAGCCAAACUAUCGUACGUUCAGCGUUGGCCAACAAGUCUACUUCCUGUCCGGCAACCCCCGAAUGGAAAAAUGGAUACCAGGUGUCAUCGCAGCACGUCUAGGUGACUUGCACUACCAGAUUGAAUUCAACGGCAAGCCAUUCAAGAGGCAUGUCGACCAGAUGCGCUCCAAGGUCAUCGCAGAUGCGCAGCAAAUGGUCGAGGAAGCUGAAAGCGACGAGCCAAGACGUGUUCACUUCUACGACAACGCAGCCAGGUUUCCUUCGUCCCCGAAUCAUCGUAGUGGUGCUCGUACUGCUCCGAGUUCCCCGGAGUAUGCCACACCACCUAGCAGCCCGAUUCAACAGGAUGGUCCCCCGGUUGCCUUGAGACGGUCAACGAGACAACGCCGUCCCCCGCAGCUGUACUCUCCGUAG